GGACCUUUGAUCUCUCUCAACCAAUCAGAGAGCAGCGAGGACCAGAGGACGGAGGGUUCAGACUUUUUGUGGAGAUGAAGCUGAGGGAAGACACAACCGAAUGGACUGACAUGUCCAGAUGACAGGGUCCAAAUAUGCUGAUGUAGCAAAAGUUCUGACAGCUCACAACCAAACCCACCUUCCUCCCAACACCACCUACUCAUCCUCCGUCCAGCCAUGUUGUUGAGGAAGAAGCUGUGCGUUGCCUUGAUGAUCACUGCCCUCCUCUUCCUCAUGCUCGCCAGUCAGGGCAUUCCAAAGAGACACUUCCCAUCUCUGCCACUAAGCCUGCAACUAAUCAGCUGGACCACGCCCACCGGCAGGGAGACAGUAGUUGAUCACACGGCGCCUCCUGCUGAUCCGACCCCUGACCCUCCAAGGACCCCCCCAGCUCCCAUCAUCACCCAACCUAAAGCCAAGGAGAGGCCUUUUAAAAUGUCCCAAAGUAACACAAGGUUGUGUGGUUGUACUGAGUCCUGUAUUUCAGAGCUGGGGGGGUCGGACUGGUUCAGCCGACGCUACGACCCCAAACAGCAGCCCGUCCUCCGGGACACCGACAACAACCUGGAACCCCAGGCGCUCGCAUGGUGGCUGAGUCUCCAGAGGGCCGGCAAUGAUCAGACGUUAGAGAAGGUGAUGUCCGACAUGUUUAAGGUCAUCUCCCCGCCCACUGUGGACUUCAGGCCCCUCCCCUCCAGUUGCCGUCGUUGUGCGGUAGUCGGAAACUCCGGCAACCUGCGGGACUCAGGAAACGGAGACCUGAUCAAUUCCCACAACUCUGUAAUCCGGAUGAACAAGGCAGUGACUCGAGGGUUUGAGAAAGACGUUGGGAAUCGGACCACGCAUCACUUCCUGUACCCGGAGAGCGCGGUGGACGUGGCGCGCGGCGUCAGCCUUGUCCUGCUGCCGUUCAAACUGCGAGACAUGGAGUGGCUGACCAGCGCACUGUCCACCGGAGAAGUCAAAACGUACCAAAUAUGAAUACAAAUACACUCAAAAUGUUCACAUGUUUUCCUAUCUAGUUACUAGUCAUAGCACGAUGUAAACUUUCAGACUUGCAUGCAAAUAUCUAGGGCUGUAUCCAAAUAUUUGUUCGUUGGAGCACUAUUCGGGUUUCAAUUUCGUUAUUCGGAUGUUCAUCUUUUU
Notothenia coriiceps (black rockcod) is the source of this 1185-nucleotide messenger RNA. RefSeq names its product CMP-N-acetylneuraminate-beta-galactosamide-alpha-2,3-sialyltransferase 2-like. Bases 217 to 1020 code for a protein of 267 amino acids. Gene Ontology annotation, biological process: sialylation. Gene Ontology annotation, cellular component: membrane. The transcript has 5 exons. The record is from RefSeq and is a predicted model, not a curated record. Lineage: Eukaryota; Metazoa; Chordata; Actinopteri; Perciformes; Nototheniidae. Gene Ontology annotation, molecular function: beta-galactoside (CMP) alpha-2,3-sialyltransferase activity.